AUGCAUGCGAAUUCUAGUUCUUCACUAAGAACUGAAAACCCACAGGAUCAUCCAGAGAUGAUUCUCAAGGAAAAUCCUGAAGAUCAAACAGUUUUGCGGGGUAAUGUUUCAAUUCAAGCUUUGGAUUCUUCACCAUGUGGAGGAAGAGGAGGCAGUGGCCGACAGUAUCGGGUUGCCCGACGUAAAAUAUCCCGGUUACCUGGUAACAACAUUAAUCUAAACAUAAGAAGAUCUCAUUCGGGAGCUAGAAGUUCUUCAAUCAAAAGUCAACAUGGAUUGAACACGAAAUACAAGGAGAACAUUUUAAUAGGCAGGUGCCCUGCCUCCCUCGUUGAUUCAACAAGACCCCAGAGAAGUGCUACAUCUACUUAUGAUUGGGAUCAGAAUUUGCUGCCCACUUCAGCAACUGAUUUGCCUGUUGUUAAUCAAGAAAAUGAAGCUCGAAAUUUGCCAAAUGGGCACAACCAUGGUUAG
This is a messenger RNA of Oldenlandia corymbosa var. corymbosa, 474 nucleotides long. The record is from the annotation of a GenBank genome assembly. NCBI's taxonomy places the organism in Eukaryota, Viridiplantae, Streptophyta, Magnoliopsida, Gentianales, Rubiaceae.